AUGCCGAUUCAUCUGGUAACAGAGGAAAUGAAGUCCAAAGCCAAAGUUUACCAUGGAAACGAAACAUGCACAGAGAAGCUCACAUCGUUGUUAGAAGAAAAAGGGUUACCAAAGGGCUUGCUACUAACUCUCCAGGACAUACACGAAUACGGUCAGGUCAAGGAUAACGGCUUUGUUUGGCUCCGACAUCUGUGCCGACACAAAACGACGUCGAAGAGGGACAACCUCCCCAUGUUCGAUAAUGUCGUCGUUAGGUACGAUGCAAAAAUCGAGGCAUAUUUUGAGACCAACAAGAUCAGGAACCUGACGGGUCAUUAUAAGAAUUAA
Molecule: messenger RNA, 327 nt
Organism: Hibiscus syriacus
Lineage: Eukaryota; Viridiplantae; Streptophyta; Magnoliopsida; Malvales; Malvaceae
Exons: 1
Coding region: 1-327 (108 amino acids)
Source: RefSeq, a predicted model, not a curated record